AUGUCCGAUCGACAGAUAUUCAAAGGCCAAACCCCGCUCUGCCAAGACAUUCAGACCCAGGACGAUUGCACAGCGCUCAAGAGCACCCCGGGGCGCCUGUGCCGUUUUGACGAGACCGGCACCCGCUUUGCGUCGGGCGCCGUCGGCUGCAAGAGCUGCGGCGACCUCAUCCGUGGAUGGGCGCACCCGACUCUCGUCCAAGCAGAUGGCAGCGACAUUGGGUGCAGCUACUUCGCUAAGUGGGGUCCGAAGUGCUUUGAUAUUGGACAGCACACUGGUACAGGUGGAUUAUCCGCCAUGCAAGCGUGCUGUGCCUGCGGAGGUGGCGGCGCGGGUGAUCCACCCCUGACUUGCGCCGCUGCUGGGAGCAGCACGUGCCUCGCCGAGAAUGGCUGCAUGCUUGCGGGAGGCGCCUGCGUGGAGUCGCCUGUCUCUUGCGACGGCACGACGACCGGCGCCUGCACAUGCACUCAGUUGACACUCUCCAUAGCCGGCGUCCCCGUCUCAUUUACUCUCAUCCCCGUCACGGACCCAGCCUCGUGUUGCCUCGGCUUCUGCUCGUUCCUCGGCGUCAAGGCGGAUACCGCAGUUCCCUACCAUCUAUCGUUCCGGCGAGGCAAGUACUACGCCACGCGAGUUGCAAGCUUCCCAGCCUGCCUGCCCAGCUCCGGAGAGAUGAGCUUUGCUGGCGUUUACGACAUCGAGGAGGUCCAGGCGGCAUGUCACGCAGCGCCGUCAGACCACUCUACCCCGCCCGAUUUCGUUCGGCCUUCAGAGGUGCCUGUCGACCUCGGCCCGCCGGACGCCUGGGCCAACUCGGCGCAGUGCCUGACGUGGGCGAGCAACGGGCAGUGCGAGUCCGACCCCGGCUUCAUGCUCGUCAACUGCAACCACACCUGCGCCAAGGUCGGUCUGGGCAAGAGGCAGUACAACGCUCGCUGCCCCAUACCUCCAAACCGCACGGCCGCGCUGCCGCCCGGAGUGUUGCACCGGACGUUUGACCGCGCGAUGACCGACUUUGCGGAUCUGAAGCCGGAGCGCAUCUCCGUGAUCAUCUUUCACAAAUUCUUCUCCGAGGAGGAGACGGACGCCUUCAUCCGUCACGGGCGAGGCCGCUACUCAAAGUCACUCGCGGCCGGCAUUGACGAGGAGCGGGCUCGGAGGGAAAUGGGAGCAUCCGUCUCUUCACGGCACUACCACAGCGUUGCGAAAAACAUGCUCAGCUGGUCUUGCUUUUGCUUGCACAAGGCGAGCGGUGCAGAGAUCUGCCACCAGACUGGUUUGUGGGAUCAGGUCUACUACCAUGCCUGCGCGAGGGUGGGCGACCCGAACUGCGCCUUCUACGGCGACCUCGAACGGUUGCAGGGCGUGCGGAUCUACACGCUGUUAGGCUACUUGAACCACGUGCCGCGAAGUAAGGCCGUCCUCUGGCCGUCGGUGCUGGCCGACGCGCCGCACAGCGAGGACGAGCGCACUGACCACGAGGCGCUGCCCGUCACAAAGGGCGAGAAGUUCGUGGCCAAUUUCUGGAUCCACCAGUACGACUUCAAGUCGCCGUUCGCCAAGGGCUGCCAGCGGGCGUGCAAGUGCUCGACUCGGACGCCUUCUCAAGACGGCUACAGUGGCACACUGUGGCGCCACUGGGAGACCCUCUUCAUGCAUUGCUCGUACCGCGUAUAA
This is a messenger RNA of Emiliania huxleyi CCMP1516, 1680 nucleotides long. RefSeq lists its product as hypothetical. The coding region runs from base 1 to 1680 and encodes 559 amino acids. The transcript has 9 exons. The record is from RefSeq and is a predicted model, not a curated record. Lineage: Eukaryota; Haptophyta; Isochrysidales; Noelaerhabdaceae.